AUGUCAGAAGACAAGGCGGGUGAUGUGCUCGUGAAUAAAAACAAGCGCUUUCGCAAGGAUAAGCCAUGGGAUACUGAUGAUAUUGAUCAUUGGAAAAUUGACAAGUUUACACAAGAAGAUAACCCUCAUCACUUUUUGGAAGAGAGCAGUUUUGCCACCCUCUUCCCCAAGUACCGCGAAAAAUACCUUCGCGAGAUCUGGGGACAUGUAACAACUGCAUUGGAAAAACAUGGUGUUGCUUGUACUCUCGACCUUGUGGAAGGAUCGAUGUCAGUACGUACAACACGCAAGACGUUUGAUCCCUACAUAAUCCUGCGAGCCCGCGACUUGAUUAAGCUGCUAAGCCGAAGUGUGCCCUUUGUACAGGCUGUUAAGGUGUUGCAAGAUGAUAUGGCCUGUGAUGUAAUUAAGAUUGGGAAUAUCGUGAGGAAUAAAGAGCGGUUUGUAAAACGCCGUCAGCGCAUAAUUGGUCCCAAUGGCAAUACACUCAAAGCCAUCGAGUUACUCACAGGUUGUUAUGUGCUUGUGCAGGGAAAUACUGUUAGUGCAAUGGGAACAUAUAAAGGUCUAAAGGAAGUACGGCGUAUUGUACUAGACUGUAUGAAAAACAUCCACCCUAUUUAUCACAUCAAAGAGCUCAUGAUAAAGCGCGAACUGGCCAAAGAUCCAAAACUGGCCAACGAAUCGUGGGAUCGAUUUUUGCCUAAAUUUAAGAAACAAAAUGUCAAGGCAAAGAAGCCCAAGGAGACGAUUAAGAAGAAGACUUACACACCCUUUCCACCGCCUCAGCAGCCUAGUAAGCUCGAUCUUCAACUUGAAAGUGGUGAGUACUUCCUCAAACCACAAGAGAAGAAGAAGAAUGAACUGGCCAAAAAAAUGCAGGCUCAAGCUGAGCAUGCUGUCAAGCGCGAACAAGAGCGAGAAAAAAUGUUUAUUGCUCCUGAAGAGCCUCUACCCGGUCAAGAGACAAAGAAGAAAAAGCACAGUAAACACGAAGAUCAUGAUGCCAAUGAAUCCAAGGCCGAAAAGAAAGCUCGAAAAGCCGAAAAGCAGGCGCGCAAAGCUGAUAAAGAAAGGAGCAAGUCGAAGAAGCGUAAGCAUGCAGAUGAUGAUUAG
Molecule: messenger RNA, 1116 nt
Organism: Malassezia restricta
Lineage: Eukaryota; Fungi; Basidiomycota; Malasseziomycetes; Malasseziales; Malasseziaceae
Product: ribosomal RNA assembly protein
Exons: 2
Coding region: 1-1116 (371 amino acids)
Cellular component (GO): nucleolus; small-subunit processome
Molecular function (GO): RNA binding
Source: RefSeq, a predicted model, not a curated record